Messenger RNA from Cinclus cinclus, 1353 nucleotides. RefSeq names its product ubiquitin carboxyl-terminal hydrolase 42-like. The record is from RefSeq and is a predicted model, not a curated record. Gene Ontology annotation, biological process: regulation of apoptotic process; protein deubiquitination. The coding region runs from base 1 to 1353 and encodes 450 amino acids. The transcript has 13 exons. Gene Ontology annotation, molecular function: cysteine-type deubiquitinase activity; cysteine-type endopeptidase activity. Lineage: Eukaryota; Metazoa; Chordata; Aves; Passeriformes; Cinclidae. Gene Ontology annotation, cellular component: nucleus; cytosol.
AUGUCUCCUUCCCACUUCUGGGCCAUCAUCUGCUCCAGACUGGACCAGAUCCUGGCCAUUGCUGCUACAGACACUGCCGAGGGAAUGGCUCUGCCACAAAGGAUUGUCUCUCCCCCAGAGAAGAUUUGCAUGGACUGGCAGCAAAGACAGAGACCUGGAGCAGGACUCUUCAACCUGGGCAAUACUUGCUACAUCAAUGUUAUCCUGCAGUGCCUGACAUACACACCCCCUCUGGCCAACUACCUGCUCUCUUAUGAGCACAGCCAGUCGUGUCAGCAGCAAGGCUUCUGCAUGAUGUGCACCAUGGAAGCACAUGUCAGGAAGGUCCUGUGCUCCUCAGCCAGUGCCAUCCUGCCCAGAGCUGUCCUCAGGGACCUCAAAUUCAUAGGAGAAGAGUUUGAAUAUGGCAGGCAGGAGAACGCCUACGAGUUCUUACGCUGUACUCUCAGUGCCAUGCACAGAGCUUGUCUGAGUGGAAGCAGCGACUUGGAUGUCUCUUCACAACAAACUACCAUUGUCCAUCAAAUAUUUGGGGGCUUCAAGAAAUAUACAGUCACGUGCUUGAGCUGCCAGGCAAUUGUUGAUUCCUACAAGUCCUUCCUGGAUGUCUCUUUGGAUAUCAGAGCAGCCUCAUCUCUCACCACAGCUCUGGAGGACUGUGUGACACCCAAGCAGCUGGAUCAGAAAGAGUGCUUCAGAUGUAGCAAGUGUAAGAAGAAAGCUGCUUCCUCCAAGAAGGUUACAAUCCAUCAUGCACCCAGAGUCCUCACACUGUGUCUGGAAAGGGCUGACCAAUGGACUGGCAGAAAGAUCAGCAAGUUUGUGGAGUAUCCUGAGCACUUGGAUCUUCGGCCAUACAUGUCUGACACAUCUGGAGAACCUGUCCUCUUCUCCUUAUAUGCCAUUGUGGUUCACACUGGGGACACCUGUCUUGAAGGACACUUUUUGUGCUACACAAAGGCCAGCAAUGGGCUGUGGUACAAGAUGGACGAUGAGUCUGUGGAGAACUGUGACAUCCACACAGUUCUAGGGCAGCAAGCUUACUUGCUGUUUUAUGCCAGCUGGAUCAUGAACAGCACCAACAACAGCAAUUUAACAGGAAGGAGGAGGAAGAGAACCAGUCCUUUAGGCCUCGACUGCACUCCCAGGAAUGCCACAGCUCUGGGGCACUCCAACAGGAUCUGCCAGCAGGUGUCUGUUGUGAAGAUCAUGAACUCUUACCAGUAUGUGUGGAGGUUUGAACAUUCCAGAGACGUUGUGACGUGGUCUUGUAAGAGUAAUUUACAGGGUGUUUCCUUCGUCAUAGGCUUUGAGGCAGCUGGUGGAAAUACCCUCUGUGUGAUGUUUGUGUGA